Messenger RNA from Bombina bombina (fire-bellied toad), 1048 nucleotides. It is a transcript of the gene RAB42, whose product is annotated as RAB42, member RAS oncogene family. The coding region runs from base 88 to 696 and encodes 202 amino acids. The transcript is spliced from 3 exons. Gene Ontology annotation, molecular function: GTPase activity; GTP binding. Lineage: Eukaryota; Metazoa; Chordata; Amphibia; Anura; Bombinatoridae. The record is from RefSeq and is a predicted model, not a curated record.
GUUAAAAAAAACAAAAACCGUUGAGGAGAGCAAAAUCUUCAGCAUAUUUCCUGUUGUUAUUUGUGGGCAGCACUUAUUCCCUCUACAAUGGCAUGUUCAUGGGAUUUCCAGUUCCGUGUUCUACUCCUAGGGGACUCUGGGGUUGGCAAAACCUCUCUCCUUCGCAGAUAUACAGAGGGAGAGUUUACAGAAACUACUGGGCAGACGGUUGGGGUGGAUUUCUUCUGCAGAGAAGAGGAGCCAGAAGUGGGUGUCAGAGUCAGACUGCAGUUCUGGGACACAGCUGGGCAAGAGCGAUACCGGGCAGUGACACGUUCCUAUUACAGAAAUGCUGCAGGAGUUCUCCUUCUCUUUGAUAUCACCACCAGAUCUACGUUUGAGAGUGUCCUGACAUGGCACCAGGAGGUGACAGAGCGUGCUCAGCCUCUCCUUUUUAUCUUGCUUGGAACUAAAAGUGACCUAAAAGAGCAGCGCAGUGUCACUAGAGAAGAGGCACAAGACCUUGCAGAUGCACUGGGAGCCGCUUAUUUGGAGACCUCAGCCCGGACAGGCAGUAAUAUUCCUGCUGCUCUUGGUCUUCUUUCUCGGGAGAUGCUGAGAGCUGAACGUGAUAGAGCACAUACACAGCAGAAAGAAGGAAAUGGGCCUAUUAAGGAGGAAAUUAAGGGAAAACAGAAGGGGAGGUGUGCAUGUUAAAGCUCAACAAUAGGGACAACUAGAUCAGGCUUGUUCCGGAAGAGGUGGUCUCCGUACUCAUCUGCCAGUGCUUGAAGGAGUAAGGAAGAUUGGAGGAGAUUAAGGAUUUGAGGAGCAGUGUGUCUGGAGGGGGUUUACUUCUUUUGUGUCUUCUUGAUCAAAGCCAUUCUCUGUUGGGGGACAAAGGUGAUCAAUGAAGAUGGAGCAUACAGCAAUGCAGAGAAACAGAAUGCGCAAGCUGGAUUUGCAGCAUUGUAUCCCUACUUUAGAUACAUUCAAAAAACAAAUAUAUUUACUGCUUUGACUUUUUAAACACAAUUAUUUAUAUACUAAUAAAAAUACUGCAAUUUGG